CCACAUGAUUCGAAAUCAAUUAAACUACAAAUCCUUCUAAAAGUUAAUAAAACAACAAAUAUUAAUCAAAACUAAAACAUUUUUUUCUAUAUUUUGAUGAUAAUAUUUUUAAAAAUUAAGUUAGGCAACCACACAUACACGUUACACAAUGUAUUUAAAUUUUCGUUAAGUUAAACAAGUGUAAUUUAUAAGUAGCCAAACAUAAACUAAAAAUGUUGCAAGCCGCGGUUGGUAGCCCAGCAAACCUUAAAUAUUUAAUUUCGUCACUUGUUAAACACACGCGAUCAACACAAAAGUGAACUUUUUUAUAUCGCACUGCUAGUGAUCACAAAAGCAGUGUAACAAAUGUUUACCAAACAUGUCGUGGCUUCUCCAGAACACUUUAUCAUGGUACCACAAGUUCUGCAUUCGCGUAUUAAAAUCAGGCCCAAUUCCCAAACACAUCGCCAUUAUUAUGGACGGUAAUCGGCGAUACGCCAAAAAAGAAACAUUGCCUACCACAAUGGGUCACAUAAAAGGUUUUGAAAAGUUAACGGAAACAUUGGUUUGGUGUCGAGAGCUGGGAAUCAAGGAAGUCACAGUCUACGCUUUCAGUAUAGAGAAUUUCAACCGAAGCAAUGAAGAAGUAGACGCUCUGUUUGCACUCGCAUGCGAAAAGUUUGAAAAACUCCUCGGAGAAGUAAAUGAUUUACAUGCCAAGGGAAUCUGUAUUAGAUUAAUAGGGAAUUUGGAUUUAAUACCAGAUAGACUAAAGGGACACAUUGCUAAGUCAGUUUUGCUUACCAGAAACAACACGGACGCAUUUUUGAACAUCGCAUUCGCUUACACCUCACAAGACGAAAUGACGAAUUCUUUACAGAUGAUCAAAGAAGGAAUUGCACGAAAAGAAAUUUUCACAGAGGACGUUAAUGAAGCUCUGAUAGGAAGAUGCAUGUAUAGCGGAAGAAGUUCCCGACCGGAGGUACUUAUCAGGACUUCCGGGGAGGUCCGAUUCAGUGAUUUUCUUCUCUGGCAAACAUGGAACACAAACGUGAUGUUCCGCAAGGUGUUAUGGCCGGAUUUUUCAAUCUGGGACCUUCUGGCAUGCGUGUUUCUGUACCAGGAGAACUUGAACCAUCAGAUCAGUAUAGGGAAGUUACUAAGGUGUGAUGAUUUUGAUAAUAUCCGCGAUAAUAGGGUAGAGGAGUUUGUUUCAAGAGUGGAAGACACUAGAAUGCAACAAUUGCAAGUGUAUGCAAGCAGUUAAAUAAAGCAAUAUUAUCUUGUAA
Molecule: messenger RNA, 1268 nt
Organism: Dalotia coriaria
Lineage: Eukaryota; Metazoa; Arthropoda; Insecta; Coleoptera; Staphylinidae
Product: dehydrodolichyl diphosphate synthase complex subunit DHDDS-like
Exons: 1
Coding region: 359-1246 (295 amino acids)
Biological process (GO): polyprenol biosynthetic process
Cellular component (GO): endoplasmic reticulum; dehydrodolichyl diphosphate synthase complex
Molecular function (GO): ditrans,polycis-polyprenyl diphosphate synthase [(2E,6E)-farnesyl diphosphate specific] activity
Source: RefSeq, a predicted model, not a curated record